AUGGCUGGUUUCCCUCAUGUGAAAACGUGGUGGAAGUCCGCAGUCAUCUAUCAAAUCUACCCUGCAUCCUUCUGCGAUUCCAAUGGCGACGGCAUUGGUGAUAUCCCCGGUAUUGCUUCCAAGCUUGAUUAUAUCGCUAGUCUAGGUGUAGAUACAAUAUGGCUUAGCCCCGUUUACGACAGUCCGCAAGUGGACAUGGGAUACGACAUUUCAAACUAUGAAGCCAUCUAUCCUCCAUACGGGAAUGUUGAAGAUAUGGAAAAGUCCAGGAGCAGCCGAGACAACCCCAAACGGGAUUGGUAUAUCUGGCGACCAGCAAAAUACUCGCAGAGCGGCGAACGGCUGCCACCCAACAACUGGCGCUGCAGUUUCGGGGGUGGCAGCGCAUGGGAGUGGGAUGAGUCGACGAAGGAGUAUUACCUUCACCUGUGGGCUAAGGAGCAGCCAGACUUGAACUGGGACAGCGCGGAAGCCAGGAAAGCCAUCUAUGCAUCUGCCAUGGUGUUUUGGCUCGACCGCGGGGUGGACGGGUUUCGAGUUGAUACGGUCAAUAUGUACAGCAAACCGGUUGACUUCCCAGACGCCCCGGUCACCGACCCGGCAGCACCGUUCCAGCCUGCAGCCAUGCUAUACUGUAAUGGACCAAGGAUGCAUGAGUACAUCAGCGAGAUGAAUGACGUUUUGACACGGUACGGAGCGAUCACAGUGGGUGAGCUUCUCGACACCCCCGAUGUGGCAAGGAUAUUGCCGUAUGUGAGCGCUGCGGCUCGACAGCUCAGCAUGGUCUUCCAGUUUGACGCGGUCGAGUUUAAAGAGGCCAUUGGCAAGGCACAAAGUCUUAUCCAGGGAACUGACGCCUGGACAACUGCUUUCCUGGAAAACCACGACCUUUCGCGAUCAGUCUCAAGGCUCACGGAUGACCACCCUACCCGUCGGGAAGCGGGAGCGAAAAUGCUAGCUGUUCUUCAGACUUGUCUUAGCGGAACCCAGUACAUAUAUCAAGGGCAGGAAAUUGGUGCAGUCAACUCCUCAAAGGAGACAUACCCAUUGGAGAACUACCUGGACAUCAGUAGCCGUCUCUUUAUCGACAUGAUCAGGGAACGCCGCGGGGAGAAUAACGAGGCUGAGCUCGACAGAGGAUUCACAGCACUACAACAUCUGGCCCGUGAUCAUUCACGGAUACCCAUGGCAUGGAACGGUGCCGCCAAGUAUGGCGGAUUUUCUGAUGAAGCUGAACGGGCUGGCUUGGAUGUCAAAGAGCCUUGGAUGAAGCCCCAUCCAUUAUCACACGAAAUCAACGUUGCGGCGCAAAUAAAGAACACAGAUAGUGUGUUUGGCUUUUGGCGCAAGAUGUUGCUAUUUAGGAAGCAGCAUGAGGAUAUCCUGGUGUAUGGAGACUACCUAUGUCUUGAAAAAGAUGACGUUGAUAUCUACAUUUUCAUCAAGCAGGCGCAGGAUCGGAAAAGAAGGAUGAUGGUUGUUCUUAACUUCACCUCGGAGGAGAAACCCUGGGUCGUUCCAACAUCUACAAUGCUCCUCACUAAUGGCCAGACUCCAAAACUUAUUCUUACAACACAUGAGAGUAAGGAGAGUUUUGAAACCUUAGCCCCAUUUGAAGGCAGGGUCUAUAUCAUGCCAAACAAUGUUCUGCAGUCUAAUCUAUAG
This is a messenger RNA of Clonostachys rhizophaga, 1665 nucleotides long. The record is from the annotation of a GenBank genome assembly. NCBI's taxonomy places the organism in Eukaryota, Fungi, Ascomycota, Sordariomycetes, Hypocreales, Bionectriaceae.